Eucalyptus grandis is the source of this 1397-nucleotide messenger RNA. RefSeq lists its product as uncharacterized. Lineage: Eukaryota; Viridiplantae; Streptophyta; Magnoliopsida; Myrtales; Myrtaceae. The transcript is spliced from 7 exons. The record is from RefSeq and is a predicted model, not a curated record. Bases 320 to 1165 code for a protein of 281 amino acids.
UGGUACCUGCAGACGACGACAGGGGUCGGAAGACGAUGGCACUUUUCUUGGGCCGAUAGUGGGCUCCGAUUUGCUUGGGCUUGAAGGUGGGCAAGAUUCUUCAUUUCAGCUCACGCCAUGCCGCCUGAAGAAAGCUAAACGGCGGGGAUGAUGCGGAUAUGGUGAUGCAGACGUGGCCAUGGAGUCGCGGAGAUGGAGAGAUGAUGGUCGCCGCUAGGGACGCGAGCGGAGUCGUCGUCGUCGAGGACGGAGACCUCCGUUGCUUUCCCUCUCUAAGAAGCUUCUAGGUCAGCAGAGGAAGAGGCUCUUCGGCUCGGCAAUGGCUCAGUUCGCGGCUACAGGACGCGUGAAGCUCCUCUUCUUCGAUGGCGGAGGAGUGUCCUCCUCCUCCUCCUCCUCCUCCUCCGCCGCCGCCGCCGCGUUUGAGCCGAAAGACUUGCUCUUCUGCAACAACCGCGCUCCGGCCCGGGUCCGGAGGCGCGGCCUCGGGUUCCUCCGGUCGCGUUCCGUGGCCGGCGAAUCUCGACGUCUCGGGGCGGAGUCGGCGCGCUCGAGCGGCGUCUGGGCCGACCGUUUCGACUACUACGAUUACGACAGCGACGCCGAGACCGACGACCUGGCGUGUUUCCGAGGCCUCGUCUUGGACAUCGCUUACAGGCCUGUUGAUGUCGUGAGCUGGAGACGUGCUAUUUGCCUGGAAUUCAUGGAGAAGGCUGAUGUGCUUGAGUAUUAUGAUCAGACUGUAAACUCUCCAAGCGGUUCAUUCUACAUACCUGCUGUUUUAAGGGUUCCUCAUCUACUGCAAGUUAUCAAGAGGAGAAGAAUCAGAACUAAUCUUAACCGUAAGAGCAUAUUCUAUCGAGACGGUUAUAGUUGCCAGUAUUGUUCAUCAAGUGAGAAUUUGACCAUUGAUCAUGUUCUUCCAAUUGCACGAGGUGGAGAAUGGAAAUGGGAAAAUUUGGUCACGGCUUGCGCCAGAUGCAAUGCAAGGAAAGGUCAGAAAACAUUGGAGGAAACCAAAAUGAAACUGAUUAAUGUCCCCAAGGCUCCAAGAGACUAUGAUAUACUAGCCAUACCUCUGACAAGUGCCACAAUAAAGAUGCUGAAAAUGAGGAAGGAAACGCCUGAAGAGUGGCUUCAAUAUCUAGGAGUGCGUUCGUCAUAGCCAUGAUUCUAUAUAUGAUGGCAUUUGUACAUUGAUGUUCCCUGUAUUUGUACCAGGUAAACAUGUUGAUGGAAUAGAGAUCUCUUUGCUGCAAUUUACGGUACUCCAUAUCUGCCCUUGGGGUAAGAAGUAUUUAUGGCCUCUGACUCAUCUGCUUUUGUGAGGACACCACAAAGACGAUUGUUUCCUGUACAAUAUGAAAAAUUGAGUAAUUUUGGGAAGUUUUUGCUUA